CCGGUUCGCCAGAGUGAGCCCGUAUGAUACGGGUUCAAGUGACGUGGCAAGAGAUGAUUGGAAGCGCGUUUUUGUGUUGACGAAGUCGAGACACGGGGUCUGUGCAAACCAAAUUCAUUUGUUCUCUUUCCUAGGGUUUGUUUCUCUCAAAGGCGAUUGCGCGAGCGACGGUGACGCCAUUCCAUUUCUCCAUUUCCUCGACGUAUUUCUCCAUCUAAUCAACCAUUUCCUCCACGAGCUAAGGUGAGCAUCCAUUAGGGUUCGUUUCAUCGGGGGAUUUUGGGAUCGAAACCGAAUUAGGGUUCGUUUCACUGGGGUUUGAAAAUCGAUUUGGGGGUUUCUAGCUAGAGUUGUAAAUCGAGUAGUGGGGUUUCGAAUUUCGUUUGUAAAGCGUGAUGAGGGUUUGAUUAAGGGUUCGUUUGAUUGGGGGUUUGAGAUCGAAAGCUAAUUAGGGAUCGUUUCACUGGGGUUUGAAAAUCGAUUUGGGGGUUUCUAGCUAGAGAUGUAAAUUGAGUAGUGAGGUUUCGAUUUAUGUUUGUAAAGUGUGAUGAGGGUUUGAUUUAGGGUUCGUUUCAGCUUUUUGUUUCGUCAACAAUGUUCUAACCUAUUUGUUUAUCUGUUUUAGAUGGAUCCCGCAGCUGAGAGAAGAGACAGAAAGAGCCAAAAGGACUACAUCAACAUGCUAGGAUACGUUGCCGAUUCGGAAUAUGGGAUUCCGACAAGGUGUCCGUGUGGUGGGAGAAUAAUAGACGAGGUCCGGAAGAAGGAGGAGUACGACACUCUUCCUGGCAAGCGGUUCUUCACUUGCACAAACUACGAGGCUGAUGGGUUCCAUUAUCGUCAGGCAUGGGUGGUUGGGGUCCAGGAGGAGAUCCAACGGCUGUCUAAGCGGGUGGAGGAAGCUGAGCAGGUGAUCAACGGGGUGCCUGAGCUCAAUUAUCAGAUUGACAGACUGGAGUCACAGGUUAAAAUCCUGACGGUUCAUGUUGAUAACCUCCAUGUUCAGGUCACUGACAUGGAGAAGUUGGAAUGUCUGAGUAAGCGGUUACAGGAGGCUGAGGAGAUGGUAAAGGUGGUGCCGGAUCUCAAUAAAAAGAUUGCUUCACUGGAGGUAAGUGAAUCAAAAUUAGGUAGUUUAAUACUUGUAAAGCUACUCACUAACACUCUCUUAUUGGCGUUUGAAUGUGCAGGGACAGGUUGAAUUCCUCACUGGCCAGGUUGAUAACCUCACAUCCGAUGUGGAAACCCUGGAGAAGCUGUGUUUCCAUUGAAACCCAAAGGUACACUAAUGCUCACUUCAUGUUUUUGAAAGUCAAUACUAUACUUAAGUGAACUAGAACUAGUUUGGUAAAGUACUGUGAACUAGAACUAGAACAUAAUUGGCUCGGUUUAAUUAGAAUUAUAACUAGACCUAUAACUAUAACUAGAACUAGUACUAGAACUAGAACUAGAACUAGAACUAGAACUUAAUUCCUUUAAUUCUGUGUUGGUGUUGGUUGGUCGCUGUGAUGAAUGGUCGAACUCAUUAACUUAUCUUCCUUUCAAUAAACUGAUUUGAUGUGUAAUGAAUGCUCUGUGUGAAUGUUGUUGUGUAAUUAACUAUGUGAUUAAAAAACUAGUUUAAAAAGAUAGGAAAACCCACACAAACAUAAAAACACCAACAAACAAAAACCAAAAUGGAUCCUUUUCCCCACAACUCCCACGGGUUUGUAAACCUAUUAUCUCCACAGAGCAGUCAAACAAUUGACUUAGCGUCUGCUGAGAUGCCUAGGUUUAGUAGCCAGCAGUCUGAUGUUCCUAAACCAGUGGAAAGGAAAAGGUGGACAGCACAAGAAGAUAUUGUGCUCAUCAGUGCUUGGUUGAACACGAGCAAGGAUCCAAUAGUUAGUAAUCAGCAGAAGGCGGGGUCGUUUUGGAAGAGGAUAGAGGAGUAUUUCAACGCAAGCGCUAAGUUAAGUGGCUUUGCUGAGAGAGAGUGGGGCCAGUGUAAGCAGAGGUGGGGACGGGUGAAUGAGCAGGUGUGUAAGCCUAAGCUCUGAAGUUCCAUACUUUCAGCAAAGAAGAAAUGGGCACGGAAGGUACGGGCUAUCUGCACUCCAAAAGUGUACGGCGGCUAUACGUAUGCUGGCAUAUGGUCAAUCGGGAGAUACGUAUGACGAAUAUCUCCGACUUGGAGAAAGUACUGCACGUUUAUGUUUGGAAAAUUUCACUGAUGGGAUAAUGGAAUUGUUUGGAGAAGAGUAUCUGAGAAGACCCACACCCGAUGAUCUUCAACAUUUACUCGAUAUUGGAGAGGUACGCGGUUUUCCAGGGAUGAUAGGCAGCAUCGAUUGUAUGCAUUGGGAGUGGAAAAACUGUCCUACGGCUUGGAGAGGACAAUACACACGUGGUUCAGGAAAGCCGACAAUUGUCUUAGAAGCUGUGGCAUCUCAGGAUCUGUGGAUAUGGCACGCAUUUUUCGGCUUACCAGGUACUCUCAACGAUAUCAAUGUUCUUGAUCGCUCUCCUGUUUUCAGUGACAUUUUAGAGGGUCGAGCACCUAAAGUUAAUUUCAAGGUCAACAACCACACUUAUCGUAUGGCGUACUACCUUACUGACGGAAUUUAUCCGAAUUGGGCAACAUUUAUCCAAUCCAUCUCGCUUCCUCAAGGUCCUAAAGCAGAGCUAUUUGCUCACCGUCAAGAAUCCACCAGAAAAGAUGUUGAACGGGCUUUUGGAGUAUUGCAAUCAAGGUUUGCAAUAGUUAAAAACCCUGCUCUACUUUGGGACAAGGUUAAGAUAGGAAAGAUUAUGAGAACUUGUGUCAUUUUGCACAAUAUGAUAGUAGAGAACGAACGAAGCGGAUACGCUCAAAUUGAUACAUCUGAGUUUGAGUCAGGGGAGUCGAGCAGGAGUUCCCAGGUGCAAAGGACAACAAGUAUGAAUAUCGGUAAUAUGCGUGGCAUUCGCAAUGAAGUUCGGGAUUCACAGAUACAUGAUCGUUUGAAAGCUGAUUUAGUUGAAAAUGUAUGGCAAAAGUUUGGUAAUGUCGAUGAAUAAUAUUUGUAUGUUCUUGAAUUUUCAAUGUUUUCAAUAAAAUGUUUUCAAAAAAAAAAUGUGUGUUAUGAAUUAUCAUUGUAUUGAAUAAAAUUGUUUUUAGAACUUUUUAUAAAUAUAUCUUAUUAAUGAAUUCUCAAUAUGCAAACUUAAAAAAAAAAUAUUAUUUAAUUUAUAAGAACCUCUUCUUCGGGUUCACUAAUGCGGAUGCAAAAUAUAUAGAGGUUUAUAGAGGUUCAUCACUAUUCCGGGUCCCACCAUUAAAUUAUUAAAAAAAUCUUAUGAACCCCAUAUGGGGGUUCACUAAUGCAGAUGGCCUAACGCAAACUUUACCAUAACCGGUUUUACAAGUACUCGAUUCCCUUGUUUUGUUUAAAUAAAAAAAAGUAUAUUUUUUUUUUGAAACUGAAAAAAAAGUAUGUUUAACUUGAUAAAUAGUUUCAAAUUUGCUUUUCUUGAUAAAACAAUCUUGGUGUGAACACAGGCCAAGAAAUACCUAAUGAUGCAGACAUUCGGCACGGGGUCACUUGUAACCACUUUAAAACAUUACUCCCUUUAAUGAUGCAGUAGUAAAUGUAGGACUCACUUCAUUCCACAAGACUUACUACAACUCAUAGGAGUAAACAUUCACGUGUAUAGGGAGGCUAACCGCUUAGCUGAUGGGUUAGCCAACCUUGCUAUUUCCCUUCCUUUUGGUUUUCAUCGUUUUGAUGCUGCUCCAAUAGAGAUUGUUAGUUUGUUACGAGACGAUGUUGAUGGCUCAUUACAGCCACGACAAGUUCGAUUGUAGUUGAAGUUUCUUUUAAAUAAAAUUGGGAGGUUCUCUCCCAUAUUCUUACCAAAAAAAAAGGAGUAAACAUUCUCUUGUAUUUACACUAUUAGUUAACAAACUAGAUUUACUAUAUCCGAUGAUCUAACGAGACCCUUUUUGUUGUUUGUUGCAACCUUUAGAAAGGAUACUAUGUGGGCAAGAACAUGGACAGAAUUAAGGAGAGCAGUUUCACGUGGACAAGUCUAAAGUGUUGAGUAUUCCUCUUGUUCCACACUUAAGACUGAGUAGUCAACAAAGUCCGGAAACAUAUGCGGAGAAGGAAGAUAUGGCGAAGGUUUCAUAUACUUCUGCAGUGGGUAGUUUGAUGUAUGCCAUGGUUUGUACAAGACCGGAUUUAGCCUACGCAUUUGGAGUUGUCAGCAGGUUUCUCUCCAAUCUGGGAAGAGAACAUUGGAAUGCUGUGAAGUGGAUUUUGAGAUAUCUCCGAGAGAUUUCUGAUUUGAAGAUUACAUUUGGAGGUAAGAAGCCUUUGCUUGUCAGUUACACUGAUUCUGACAUGUCUGGAGAUGUUGAUUCUAGCAAGUCUCUUUCGGAUUAUUUGGUAACAUUUGCGGGCGGAGCUGUGGCAUGCAGUCAAAGGCUGCAAUUUAUCUCUAUAAUAUUAUCAUGCUACACAGGGGAGAUAAUAAUGUGAAACAAUCAUACUUUGAUAAAAGUGGUUAGAAACAAAAUAACGAGGUGGGUGAUCAGUCCUGGAACCGCGUUAAAAAAACAAUAAUGUGAAACAAUCAUAAUGUAAAAGCAGUAGAAAUUAGAAGAGUUUAUGGUUCUGUAGGAUCUUGAGAUGGACCAGGGAAGAUGAAGGUCGGAUAAAAGAAUACAAUGGCAGUACUUAAAGAUGCAUCAUUCUUGACAUGACAGGUAACUUAUGUUCUCAUCUGAGCUAUGUCCAUGAGUUAUAUGCCAUCGAAACAACAUCAAAAAGAGAUGCACAAAAAUGCUAUUUGUACAAUCAAAUGACUAAGUUCGUCUACAUUAUUUGAUUCAUGUUUGCCUAUUUCUUUGUGAUCUUCACCAUUAAAUAAAAUAGGUAAGCCUCUUCUGCAAUUAUAAUUCUUUUAAAGAUUUGUCUUUUCAUCUUAACAAAUGUAUAAUCAUAAGGACUGCAUUGAUUUAAAAGAAGUUGUCAAGAAGUUUAAUAAUGUUUUUUUUUCUCCUAAAAAUUCUAUUGGGUUUAAAAGAAGAGUACCAAACAAGAACAAAAGCGACGCAGUUACCAGGAAUCCAACUUUAUACUAAAACCACAUUUAAAUAACCCAAGUGUGAAACAAAAGAGGACGACAACAAGUUGAUAAGAUUUAAGAUGGUGUGUUCCUUCAGGUUGCCUGGUGGCGCAGAUUGCUAGAAUUUCACCAAGCUUGGAACAUAAGAGCACACAAGUGGCCAGCACUUCAUGGGUGCAAAAUCACCAAGAUCGACUGAUUUGAAGUAUCCAUUUUCACCAAGAACAUAAGCCAUAUUA
Molecule: messenger RNA, 5330 nt
Organism: Brassica napus (rape)
Lineage: Eukaryota; Viridiplantae; Streptophyta; Magnoliopsida; Brassicales; Brassicaceae
Exons: 3
Coding region: 626-1201 (191 amino acids)
Source: RefSeq, a predicted model, not a curated record